Messenger RNA from Laccaria bicolor S238N-H82, 1833 nucleotides. RefSeq lists its product as uncharacterized. Lineage: Eukaryota; Fungi; Basidiomycota; Agaricomycetes; Agaricales; Hydnangiaceae. Gene Ontology annotation, biological process: ERAD pathway. Gene Ontology annotation, cellular component: endoplasmic reticulum membrane. Gene Ontology annotation, molecular function: protein binding. The record is from RefSeq and is a predicted model, not a curated record. The transcript is spliced from 8 exons. The annotation marks the transcript as partial.
GGUUCAAAAAAGAAAGACGAUGAGCUGCGCGGGAAAGCCAUCAAGGUUGUCGAUUUGCUUCAACAUUCUGCUGAGCUAGGAAACAUGGAUGCACUCUACACACUUGCUCAGAUAUCUCUUUUCCCACCAGCACAACAUUUCCCCCCAGAUCCUAAACUGGCCUACGAAGCUCUUGCUACACAUGCAAGUCAAACAGGAAAUGCCACCUCUCAAUCAUAUCUCGCUUUUUUUUAUGCCACAGGUUACCACGGAGUUUUGCCCGUAGAUCAAGGAAAAGCGCAACUUUAUUCCACUUUUGCGGCAAACGGUGGUGACAAAGGUGCACAAAUGGCUCUCGGUUAUCGCUACUGGACUGGCAUCGGUACUUCGGAGAGCUGUGAGCGAGCUGUGGCCUGGUAUGGAAGUGCUGCUGAGCAAGCCAUGGCUAAGUUUCUCUCAGGGCCCCCUGGGGGGCGUACACUGCCCCAGACUGCGACACGACUCUCGGAUCUCGCUGGUGGUAUCUAUGGACCUGGUGCUAGUGUUGCUUCCACAGGCUUGAACACUCAGCGACCCGCGAUCAAAGCCGGUAUCGCACGAGCCGCUGGGGAGACGUGGGAGGAUGUUUUAGAAUAUUACCUUUUCAACGCUGACCGCGGCGAGAUUGAUUUUGCCUACCGUCUUGGGAAAAUAUUCUAUCAAGGAAGCAUAUACGCUUCAGGCGGCGGAAUUGCGUCUGGAAGCGAGGGUGUGGGUGCCAUCCCUCGCAACUACAAGAUCGCGCGUCACUACUUCCUUCUCAUUGCGCGACAAGUCUGGCCACAUGACCCACCUAACGCCAUGCAAGUUAAGGAUGAACACAAGCCAGUUGGAUAUGCUGCGGCGAGUGCGGCGUACCUUGGUCGUAUGUAUCUCCGCAGUGAGGGUGUGAAAGCUGAUCACGCACUGGCGAAACUUUGGUUCGAGCGAGGGGCAGAUCAUGGUGAUCGUGAGUGCCAUAAUGGUCUAGGCAUUAUGUAUCGCGACGGGUUGGUGCCGGGUGGUCGGGCGGACAUGAAAUUAGCCCUCGCUCAUUUCAACGCAGCGGCUGGACAGGAACUUCCAGAGGCGCAAGUGAAUUUGGGAAAAUAUCACUACUAUCGUGGUGAACUCACUCUUGCUACUACAUAUUUCGAAAACGCUGUGAGGAGUGGCUCACCGUUUGAAGCAUACUAUUACUUAGGCGAAAUCCACUCUGCGCAAGCAACCGCUCCUAAUAUGCCUCCACAUGUGGUAUCAAGCUCCUGCGCGAUGGCCGUCUCUUUCUACAAGCUUAUAUCUGAGCGAGGUGUCUGGGACGACGAUUUGUUAAGAGACGCUGAGAUUGCCUGGAUCGCAGGAAGUGACCAAAGCAAAGAAACUGCCAUGUUGAAAUGGUGGAUCGCAGCAGAACGUGGUUUCGAAAUUGCGCAAAACAAUCUGGCGUACGUGUUAGAUCAAGGUUCUAUCCUGCGUCUUACACGCUUUUCGCCUACCGUUCCGUCGAACGACAGCGCACAGCUAGCCCUAACACAAUGGAUUCGUGCUGCAGCCCAACGGAAUGUUGAUGCCCUUGUCAAAGUUGGAGAUUAUUAUUAUCAUGGACUCGGAGCAUCCAGGCUCGAAAAAGCAGCAAGAUAUUAUCAAUCAGCUUCUGAUACUCAGAUGAGCGCUUUAGCUAUGUGGAACCUAGGCUGGAUGUAUGAGAAUGGAGUCGGCGUCCCUCAGGAUUUCCAUCUUGCUAAACGACAUUAUGAUCUAGCGCUGGAAACGAACUCAGAAGCUUAUUUGCCUGUCGUACUUUCUCUGUGGAAGCUCUAUACGAAAAGCAUUUGG